CGAGAAUAUCGUCUUUACAGUUUUGUUACAUCUGUGGUGAACUGUUUUACUGAAUGAGUUCGAAAUAGAGAACUAAAAUACUAACAGAUGGCGCUGUAAAGCGUUUACGUGACGUCAUCUUCGUAUGUUCAGCAAUCGAAGGCCCGAGUGAAUGCCGAAACUAUCCGAACGAGCGAGUACAAGUCUGAAGAAACUAAAAUCUGUCGUACACUUUAGUGAUGUAAAUUUUGAAAAAUUAACAAAAUGAUAUUGUAAAACCGUAAUAAGACAGUCUUAUUUUGAUUUCUAUUGUAUCUUAGUGAUAUUGUUUUGACUAUACCAUCCUUAACUUGUAUAUCAUCGGCAAAGUGAGUUCAGUGCGAGUGCAAGGGUGGUAACGAGAAAUGUGAAGCAUCUAUGAAGUUCAGGAUUCUAAGGCCGUUUAUUUUAUAUCUAUAAUAAUGAGCGGACGCCCUAGGACCACGUCAUUCGCCGAGGGCAGCAAAUCCGUUCGAAAGACUUUCGAUAAUCAGCCACCGAAACCACCUCUUGGAGGCGUAAAAAUCAGUAGCGACGUGGAUACUCCUAAAAAGAACGAGCUGGCUUCGGAAAAGAAAACAGCGUCUUCGCAUCGCAAGGACGGCUCAAAGGUGACGACUGUGGUGGCGACGCCGGGGCAAGGCCCCGACCGGCCACAGGAGAACCGAGAACUUCAAAUCAUGCGACGACUGGAGCAUUGUAAUAUUGUCAAAUUGAAAUAUUUCUUUUACUCCAGUGGAGAAAAGAAAGACGAAGUGUACCUGAAUUUGGUGCUGGAGUAUAUACCUGAGACUGUGUAUAAAGUGGCACGUCACUACUCCAAAGAUGAACAAACCAUACCCAUUAGUUUUAUAAAGCUAUAUAUGUACCAGUUGUUCAGAAGCCUCGCGUACAUUCACUCGCUGGGCAUCUGUCACCGAGACAUCAAGCCCCAGAACUUACUCCUUGAUCCUAAGACCGGCGUACUCAAACUUUGCGAUUUUGGCUCGGCGAAACAUCUCGUUCGUGGCGAGCCUAACGUGUCCUAUAUUUGUUCCCGAUACUAUCGCGCUCCAGAACUCAUUUUUGGCGCUAUAGAUUACACCACCAAAAUCGACGUAUGGAGCGCUGGAUGUGUAGUAGCGGAAUUAUUAUUGGGUCAACCAAUAUUCCCAGGUGAUUCUGGUGUUGAUCAGUUGGUUGAGAUUAUCAAGGUGUUCCGCGCGUGCACGCCGCCGGACGCGAUCUCGCUGGUGUCGCGGCUGCUGGAGUACACGCCGGGCGCGCGCCUGUCGCCGCUGCAGGCCUGCGCGCACAGCUUCUUCGACGAGCUGCGCGAGCCCGCCGCGCGCCUGCCCAACGGCCGCCCGCUGCCGCCGCUGUUCAAUUUCACGGAGUACGAGCUCAGCAUCCAGCCGUCGCUCAACGACUUCCUGAAGCCGCGCGCGAGCGCGGGCCCAGCGCCCGACGCAGCGGCGGGCGCGGCGCCGGCGGACGACGCGCCAGUCUUAUUUGGACCAACUCAUGGUAACAUGUCAACUGUGCAUGAAAAUAUUGAUUGA
This is a messenger RNA of Spodoptera littoralis (African cotton leafworm), 1559 nucleotides long. The record is from the annotation of a GenBank genome assembly. NCBI's taxonomy places the organism in Eukaryota, Metazoa, Arthropoda, Insecta, Lepidoptera, Noctuidae.